UGAGCCCAAAAAGCAUCAAGAGUUGUAAAGCUGCUGUGAACUCUUCAAAAAGCUCUCUCUUCUCUCUUUCUUUUCUUUGCUCUGCUCUCACCUCCAUUAUUUGACAGUCUCUUCAGAGCAAAUGGGGUACCUGCACAACCUCCCAAGCUGGCAUCAUGGCCCAUUGUCAGGUGUCUACUUUUCACAAUGCCCCAAACAAACAAAGCAAAAAAUGAAAAUCUCACUACUACCCUUUCUUUCUCCUACUUUCUUUACUACCUCUAUAUACUCAAAAAUGCACAAAAUUUAACAAUACCCAUAUCGAGAUAACCCCAAAAUAUACUAAUAAAGAAAAAAAAACUGAUCUUUUUCACCAGUAUCUUGUUUUUCCUUCAUAUGGGUACAGUUUCUAUUAUGAUUUUGAACCUAUAAUGGAACUGGGUUCAGUGUCUUCUUCGGGUAAUUCAAGCUCAUCUGAUUCUUUGAAUGGCUUGAAGUUUGGCAAGAAAAUCUACUUUGGAAAUGCGGGUGUUGGAGUUCAGGUCAAGAAUGGAUGUGGGUCGUCGCCGGUGAACGGAGAUGGGAACCUGCCACCGGCUCCGGCAACGACUAAGAGGGGGAGGGGUGGGUUGGUGCAGGGUGGUCAUCCACCUAGGUGCCAAGUUGAAGGUUGUCAGGCAGAUCUGAGUGAUGCUAAGGCUUACUAUUCUAGGCAUAAAGUUUGUGGUAUGCACUCUAAGUCUCCUACUGUUGUUGUUGCUGGUCUUGAACAGAGGUUUUGCCAACAGUGUAGCAGGUUCCACCAAUUAACUGAAUUCGACCAGGGGAAAAGGAGUUGCCGCAGGAGACUGGCAUGCCAUAAUGAGCGUCGUAGGAAGCCUCCAUCUGGUUCUCUUUUCUCUACACACUAUGGGAAUCUUUCUUCAUCAAUAUUUGAAAAUAAUAGCAGUAGAUCCGGAAGCUUUCUGGUAGACUUCAGCUCACACCAAAAUGUCAAUGAGAGUUCAUGGCCAAAUACUCGAGCAUCUGAACAAGGAUGGGAUCAUCAAUCAUCAGGGAAGUUCCUUCAACGUCCUUGGCUGAAUAACUCUGAAAAUGCUGCUAGUGAGCUUGUUUUGCAAGGUUCAGCUACCAGGACCAGUUAUCAUGGUGUUCCUUCAGGAGACUAUUUUCCUGGAGUCUCAGAUUCAAGUGGUGCUCUCUCUCUUCUGUCAAAUCGGUCCUGGGGAUCAAGGAAUCGACCCCCAAGUCUUGGGGUCAACAGCCAAGUUCACAUUGAUGGGGUACACACCAUUCAACCUUCAGGUUCUCAUGGUGCACCUACCAAUCACUUCUCAAGCCCUUCAUUGAGUUUCAAAGGAAAUGAAGCUAGCAGCAGUUCACAUGAGAUGCCUCCUGAUCUCGGUUUGGGUCAAAUGUUACAAGCUUCUGAUAAUCCAUACUGUGGCGAGCUUGGGAUGGCUCAGCAUGGUGAUGGAAGACAAUACAUGGAACUGGACCAGUCUAAGGGUUAUCAUCCUUCUGUUCAGAAUGUGCACUGGACUCUUUGAUUGUCCUCCCCUUCGUUUAUGAUGACAAUGUGUAAGACUAUUUUGUUCAUUAUCUAGUUUGAUAUCUUAAAGGCUGUCUAUUGACAAAUGACCUUUACUAUUAUGCCAACUUGUGUGCAUUUCUGUUGGGCUAGACCCCAGAUGACUAUCGUUUUCUUCUUGAACUUUUCAAUGACUUGCUUCGAUUUUUUCCUCUUGCUAAAUGAUAUUCAAGGGGUUAGAUGAAGUUUGAACAUUUAUCAAUAAAUAUGCUUCAUUAUGAUGCAACAA
Molecule: messenger RNA, 1799 nt
Organism: Solanum lycopersicum (tomato)
Lineage: Eukaryota; Viridiplantae; Streptophyta; Magnoliopsida; Solanales; Solanaceae
Product: squamosa promoter-binding-like protein 9
Cellular component (GO): nucleus
Molecular function (GO): DNA binding
Source: RefSeq, a predicted model, not a curated record